CGUGCCCUCGAGGGUUGUGAAUUUUUAUCAAUAACUGUUGAUUUUAUUUUAAAGUCAUCGCUUUUUCGAUGUAGCAGUGACGUGGAACAGCAAAUUUACUAUCAGGACAUCUAUUUUUAUUAAAUCCACCAAAAUGAUGUCCCACCAAGAAGCACUCCGGGCACCGAAAAUGGAGCCUUACUAUGCUCAACAGUUGGACCCAAUGCACUAUUCACACCCCCUACCAUUGCUGCCUCAUCACUGCUCUCAGCCAGAACAAAUUGAACCUUUACAUCUUGGGCAGCCUAAAACCGAGUACUAUAGUCAACCGAAGAAUGAGAGCCACUCACCCAAUGAAGAACCCCAUAAAGUGUUGGAAAUUCCUAAAGAGGAAAGACCAAAAAAAGAAAAGGAAACCGAGCAACCAAAUACGUCAACAUCAGAUAAACCAAUAAAGUUCAUAAGUGUUACAAGUGAUGUGUUAACCACAGAACAAAGAAAGAUGUAUGAAUCUGUUCUGGCUACAUGGACACCACAGAAUUUACCGAGUUUCAAAACACCAAAACGGUACAUAUGUCAAAAAUGUUGUAAAGAAUUUAAAAACUAUCAGAAUUUAUACUUACACACAACUAGAGUCCAUAGUACAGAGGAUUCAGCUGUAGCGUGCAAUUUAUGUGAUAAAACGUUCAAAAAUAAACAUUAUUUAUAUAUGCAUAGGAUGAACAAGCAUUAUUCUGAGUCAGAAAAGUGUUACUGUCAAUUUUGUCUACAAGAGUUCCGUACGAGAAGAGCUUUGCAUAUGCAUGUAAAAAAACUACACCCUUCUGCAUUACCAGAGCUAAAAUGCCCAGAAUGUAAAAAGGAAUUCAAUGUUCCAUAUAAACUUAAAUACCAUAUUGAUGCGUGUCACCGUACGGAUAAACAAAAACAGGAAUGUCCUGUAUGUCACAAAUUAUAUAAAAACCAUUUAAAUCUAAAUCGUCAUUUACACUUCCAACAUUCACAAGUUGAACGACACACGUGUGUAUUCUGUCCAAUGACAUUUAAAUCAAAACAUCAUAUGAAACGACAUGUUUUAAAUAUACAUCCACCAUUAGAAUCUAAAGCACAGUGUCCAGAAUGCUUUAAAGAAUUCAAGAAUGAUCAGUAUUUAAAAGAACAUAUGCAAAUUCAUUCGUCCCCUGAAACAAAAAUUAAAUGUGAUUUAUGCGAUAAAUAUUUCCAUUCAGCAAUACGUCUUAAAAAACAUAAGAAAAUUGUACAUCCGUCUAAACCUAAAAUACGCUGUGAGAAGUGUGAUAAGGAGUUUGCUCAUGCGCAUUACUUGAGACGUCACAACAAUGCCGUUCAUAUGGAUGUAGACGAGACUAAAUAUGAACACGAAUGUGAACAGUGCGGGAAAAAAUUUAAACUACGGAGAUAUUUAAACAAUCAUUUACAACGGCAUGAACAACAAAACAUGAAACGAAUAUCACAAAUGGUGAAAACUGUUAUAGACGAUCGGAAACCGUUGAAGAAGCGAGGAAGACCUAAGAAAGAACGAAAGGAGAUUGAAUUUAUCAAAUGUGAGCCUGUGUCUAGUUCGGAAGAUUCAGAUUCUGGAGAAACGGAGUCAGAUUCUGAGUAA
Messenger RNA from Hyposmocoma kahamanoa, 1606 nucleotides. RefSeq names its product zinc finger protein 319-like. The transcript is spliced from 2 exons. The record is from RefSeq and is a predicted model, not a curated record. Lineage: Eukaryota; Metazoa; Arthropoda; Insecta; Lepidoptera; Cosmopterigidae. Gene Ontology annotation, biological process: regulation of transcription by RNA polymerase II. Gene Ontology annotation, molecular function: RNA polymerase II transcription regulatory region sequence-specific DNA binding; DNA-binding transcription factor activity, RNA polymerase II-specific. Bases 134 to 1606 code for a protein of 490 amino acids. Gene Ontology annotation, cellular component: nucleus.